UGGUAUAAAUAUGAAUUCAAGCCAGUGGAAAUUCAGUUCGUGUUGAGAAGUACAGACAUCGACAUAAGCAAGCAAAAUGACAUUUUUCAAAACCCUUUUGACAAUCAGUUUGGUCGUUUUAGUCGCAACGACUUUCCAAGUCAACGCCGUUGAAGAUGAAAACGCCGCUGUUGGAUCAGCUGAAACAUCAGUUGAGACACCAUUUGAACCAGUAAAUAGCGAAAGAGUAUCCCUUGAAGAAAGUGUACCACAGCAACAACAAAACCCAGAGGCUGCUCUAGUUCCCGCCGCAAACGAUGUUGCAGCAAGUGAACAACUUGCUCAAAACGCACAACAAGCACCCAUAAUCGGUGCCCAACCUAAUGCAAACAAGAAGGGUGGUAAAAAAACCCCGAAAUCAAAGAAGAAGAAGGGAGCACGAAAACCAAAAUCAGCCCGAAAACAAAAGGCCCAAAAAAAACAGAAAUCCCAAAAGAAAUGAAAAAACUGAAAUGUUAUCUCUGGCAAUUGAUUUGAACUUUAUGAUGGAAAAUUAAAUAAAUAACUUAUCGAAAUUCAGUAGCAAAAAAUAGCACA
Contarinia nasturtii (swede midge) is the source of this 576-nucleotide messenger RNA. RefSeq lists its product as uncharacterized. NCBI's taxonomy places the organism in Eukaryota, Metazoa, Arthropoda, Insecta, Diptera, Cecidomyiidae. The transcript has 3 exons. Bases 77 to 481 code for a protein of 134 amino acids. The record is from RefSeq and is a predicted model, not a curated record.